Pungitius pungitius (ninespine stickleback) is the source of this 1763-nucleotide messenger RNA. Its product is annotated as CMRF35-like molecule 9. Lineage: Eukaryota; Metazoa; Chordata; Actinopteri; Perciformes; Gasterosteidae. Gene Ontology annotation, molecular function: transmembrane signaling receptor activity. Gene Ontology annotation, cellular component: plasma membrane. Bases 46 to 1059 code for a protein of 337 amino acids. The record is from RefSeq and is a predicted model, not a curated record. The transcript is spliced from 6 exons.
GAUUAUUUCUGCCCUUUGUAUUCUUUGAUUGACAUUUUCAAAAAGAUGAAAAUCUAUGCGUUCUUUUGCAUUCUUUCAGGUCUGAGUGUUGUGCAGAUGAACCCUCUGUACAUAAAGGGUCGUGUUGGUGAAAGUGUGACAAUCAGCUGCUCAGACUGGAACGUUCGGACUGAUGUAACAGAGAAUGUCAAGUACUUUUGUUCCAGUCCAUGCACGGAGGACCGACACAUCAUCAGCAAAGCAGAAUAUGGAAAAUUUCAAACAAAAAAUGGAAUAAAGUUACAUAACAAAGGAAAAACCUUGUUGGUGACCUUCAAAAGUCUCCAAAAGUCAGACUCCAAAACAUACUACUGUGGAGUGGAGAGAACUGGCUUUGACGCAUAUAUAAAGGUGAUUCUUAAUGUCAUGGAUGCUCUGCCCUCCAGUCCCAGAAUGACUCCAAAAACUAUCAUUAAUGUUCCCACCUCCUCAUUUGCAGUCACAACGAGCUCCACGAUGUCUUCUAACAGCUCAGAUGUUUUUACUGAUGCGUCUACGUCAUACACCACCCUCAAUACAACUACACCUGCUGCACCAGCACAAGGAUCUGAUAGCUCUGUUCUAUAUUUGGUUGUAGGUGUUCUUGUUGUAAUAACCAUACUGAUGGUCUCACUCAAGCUCAUGAACAUGAUGAUGAAACGGCGAUCGAAAGUUGUGUCAGGUGCUGAUACCGUGAACACAGAACCACAACAGGACGCUGCAUAUGAAGAAAUAAGACUUGAGGACCAGACCGACCCAGAUGCUCUCUAUUGUAAUUAUUCCGACCAUCAAGUCAAUGAUUUACCAGUUAAGAGGCCUAAAGAACAUUCAGACGUUCUUUAUUUAAAUCAAGCUGCCAGCUUCAUGGACAGUUCAAAGGGGGCGUUUAGAAAGAGCGAGCGCACAUUGCACUCUGUGUACUCUGUUGUUAAAAGUCCCAAAGAGCUAAUUGAUGCCUCUGUGCAAAGUGAAAGAAAAGAACCUGAGAUCAACGAAGAGGACUCUCUCUACUCCCUGGCUCAGUUACCACGGGCAACCUAAGGGAGGCUGCUGUGGUCCAAAUGGAUACAAAUUAGCUUUCUUGAUCAUUCUUUAAUGGGAAUGUAGUGUGUAUAUAAAGUACAUACAUAAUAAAAUAUCCAAAGACACUGCAUCGUUGAAAUAAUACUGUAUUCAUUAUCGUCAUUAAUAAUGAAAAUCUCUUGCAAUUUAAGAAGAGCAAAUGUAGUGUAGAGUCUACUUGCUGUGAGAUGUGUCACUCGUACACAUACACACACUCACAAACACACAUUAGAUACAUCCUGCAUAGCUGUAAAUAGCUGUGCUGCAUCAGCCUUUGCCACAAUGAUUCAAGUGUUAAAUUAAUGCUGCUUCUGCAUCUGAACAGUCUGAAGACUUACUUCGUCAAGCCCACCUCAUGAAGCCAAAGGCUGUUUGUAGUAUCACAACAGCACAUUUAAAUAUGUUUAUUUUAUUAUGUGAAUCAAGCACUCGCACCACUAUUGCUUUUUAAUAUCAAACGUUUUAAAUGGAAAGUCAUGUCUCAACUUUCCUCCUACAUGGUUAGUUCUUUUGUUUUUUAAAUAUUAUUUCUUGUUAUCACACAAGCAGAACUGGUGAUUGUUCAUGGUGUACAUGUUACACAAAUACAUUUUUUAAAGGAACAAUUGGACUGAUGGUUUUAUAGAUUCAUAAAAAGUAUUUACCGUCUUAAAAUAAACCUGAGAGUUGAUCUUAUUUUUAUA